Molecule: messenger RNA, 529 nt
Organism: Prorocentrum cordatum
Lineage: Eukaryota; Dinophyceae; Prorocentrales; Prorocentraceae
Source: the annotation of a GenBank genome assembly
GUACGGCCCGGGCGUUCAGACCAUCGAGAUGCCUGGCGGCCGUACGGCGGCCCGGCUGAUGCGUCGGCUCGUGCAGACGCAGACGGUGGAGGCGACGUCGGGCGCGGAGCCCGGGAGCACCGUGCUCGCAGCGACCAAGCUGAGGGGCGACUGGGCGCGCGGAGACGUCGGCGCGCACGGGGAGCUGCUGUGGCGCGCGCUGGUCGGUGAGGCCGGCCUCGUGGUCGGCGCCCUCGGGCGCGUGCCCGCAGAGGUCCAGCUCCGGGGCGGCCGGCAGCCUGCCGUCGUCGGGGCAGCCCUGGAGGUCGCCUCCGUCAACGAGCUGCGCCUCGAGAGCGCCGGAGAUCGCAGCAGAACCGGCGUGAGCACACACUUGUCGGCGUUCCGCGCGGGUUUCCCGAAGCGGCGCUGGUGCCCCCCCCCCUGGCGGAGGAGGGGGGGGUGGCCGGGUCCCAGAGAUCCGGGCGGGUCUUCAAAGGUGUGUGUGCUCGUGCAACAGAACACGGGUGGCACUACAUAUGAGGAAUAG